AUGAGCUUUGAUUCUCGCUCCAGAAGCAUCGUGCCCGUGGACGGACCCGUCAGGUACUUAUACGAGCUGGCAAACAGUACCAACUACGAACACAAGUCGGUCAAGUUCUGGUCACUGUGGCUACAGUACGUGGGCUUCCCGGAGCACGAUUGGCUCGUCACCACAGAGCAGCCACCUGACGGGUCGGAAUCUCUGAGGCGCGUCGACAUUGUCAUCGACAAGUACAACCCGAACGAGAAUACGCUCUCGUCUGUCGUGUGGGUGGAAGCCAAGAAGCCUGGCGGCGAUUACAACACCGUCUAUCGUCAAGCGCUCGAUGCUGCCCAGCGUGCGAUUUCCUACGAAGGUCUCUAUCGCGUUUACGCCGUCACCACUGUUGGGACCGCUUUUUGCAUGUGGUACUUGCAAGAUGGAAAGCCAGACUUGACCCCUCUGAACCGUGCGCGGUACAUCGAUGCUGAUUCUGAGGAAUCCUAUGUCAUGGCAGAGGGGAUUGCCACGAUAAAGAGCAACCCCCCUUUGCGAGUAGCGCCAACCAUCCCUAGCCAGCCUUUUCCCGCCCUCGAUGCUCAAGAGACACCGGCUCACGGUGCUAGGAUUGACGCUGACGUGGCAUCUGACCAACAAAUCUGGAUUGCUCAGGACGACAACCAACAGGGGUCGGGCCAUGACCACGGACAAAGCUACGGCCAGCUAGAGCCAGGGGAGAGCCAUGCCCAGCAAGAGCCAGACCCGGUGCCCUCUGCGGGAAGCUCAGGAGCUCCUACGGUCUCCACCAAGUAUCACAAGGUGCAUGUCGUGAAGAAGGGGCUUCUGGGUGGCGAUUAUUGCUUCCAGGAUCACCGCGGAAAGGAACGCAAGACGAAGAAGGGUGAUUGGACGAAGGGGAAGUACAAGGGUCAGAGAGUGUGGCUUUACAAGGGCGGGCACAAUGACUACUACACCAAGGAGUUGCCUUGA
Fusarium vanettenii 77-13-4 is the source of this 960-nucleotide messenger RNA. RefSeq lists its product as uncharacterized. The record is from RefSeq and is a predicted model, not a curated record. NCBI's taxonomy places the organism in Eukaryota, Fungi, Ascomycota, Sordariomycetes, Hypocreales, Nectriaceae. The transcript has a single exon. The coding region runs from base 1 to 960 and encodes 319 amino acids.